Molecule: messenger RNA, 592 nt
Organism: Adineta steineri
Lineage: Eukaryota; Metazoa; Rotifera; Eurotatoria; Adinetida; Adinetidae
Source: the annotation of a GenBank genome assembly
AUGCAGUUGUCACACAUAGGUUCAACAUCGAAUCUUGUUGACACAUCAUUGGAUGAAGCUCCACCACCUAAACGCUUGAUAUUUAGCAAAUGGUGGAAUGAUUUAUUUAAAUACAGAAUGAAGAUAACUGUAUGCUGUCCAUUAGUUACGAUCCUUAUUAUAGCAAUGCUUGUUAUGUUAGCUAUUAUGGCUAUAUAUGGUAUAAAUAGUCAGCAAGUUAUCAUAAAUACUCAAACGGUUUCGACUUCUUAUUCUAUUAUCUAUGGAACUAAUACAAAAAUUGGAUAUACUUUAAAUGUUUUGGAUACAAAAGGUUUAGCAAAUAAUUUAAUGAAAACAAUCGGUCUUACAGGAAUAACCGUCAACAAUGCUCAGUUAAUUCCAUUAUUAACAACAAAUAGUACUAAAAAGCGUCAAGUAAUUCCGACGAACAUUAUUCAGUGUCAAAAAAAUCCAAAUACAACGGGUGAUUUUUUGAUAUUAACAAUAUCAAUUAAUUAUCCACAAGAUUGUGCCGCGAAUGAUUGUCGAAAAUUAUUUGAUAUUAAAGUUCAAAAUUAUAUUGACACUUUAUAUACUAAUAUGAGUUUUG